Penicillium odoratum is the source of this 891-nucleotide messenger RNA. RefSeq names its product putative FHA domain protein SNIP1. Gene Ontology annotation, molecular function: mRNA binding; protein binding. Lineage: Eukaryota; Fungi; Ascomycota; Eurotiomycetes; Eurotiales; Aspergillaceae. Bases 1 to 891 code for a protein of 296 amino acids. Gene Ontology annotation, cellular component: nucleus. The record is from RefSeq and is a predicted model, not a curated record. Gene Ontology annotation, biological process: maintenance of RNA location; mRNA splicing, via spliceosome. The transcript has 2 exons.
AUGAGCGCCGUCGCCCAUUUUCUCGUUCCCCAGAUCCAAGCGCCGACCGACGACGAGAUGAGCGAAACAAAGAGUCAAGGAGCUCCCGACGACGAGAUGAUGACCGUGAAAGCUCUCGUAAACACAGCCCGCGGCGAAGGUCAUCUCGUAGCAUAUCAAGAGACGGAAGGGCCCGUGACAAUCGCGAUCGACGCUAUCGCGAACGCAGAGACAGAUCAACUAGCUCCGCGGACGAGCGACGCCCACAUCGCAGUCACCGAAGUCACCGACGCCGUGACGACCGCGAUCGAGACGAAGAAAGAUCGUCCAGAAGACAUCGCAGCCCCCGCCCCAGAUCACGCUCUCCGCGAAAAUCACGCAGCCCCCAGCGCGCAUUACAACGAAUCCGGCGACAAUCCUCUACCAGAGAAGCAGAAGCCAAAUUACAAGAACAGCGGACGACUUGCAGCCGAAACCAACACAAUUCAAGUGGAAGGUGGCGAAGGAAUCGUGUUGAAAUACCACGAACCUCCAGAGGCUCGCAAACCACCAGCCAAGGAGCCCUGGCGGCUCUAUGUCUUCAAGGGAGAUGAUCUACUGGAGAUGGUCGAGCUGAGCGAGCGAAGCUGCUGGCUGAUUGGUCGUGAAAGGGCGGUGGUCGAUUUUCCUCUGGAUCACCCCAGCUGCUCCAAGCAGCACGCUGCACUCCAAUUCCGAUAUAUUGAGAAACGAAAUGAAUACGGCGAUCGCAUUGGAAAGGUCAAGCCGUAUUUAAUCGACCUCGAGAGUGCUAAUGGGUCUACUGUGAAUAAGGAACAAAUUCCGGCGGGUCGUUAUGUUGAGGUUAUGGACAAGGACGUGAUGGGAUUCGGCACAAGUACCCGCGAGUAUGUGCUCAUGUUGCCGAAAUGA